UUCCCAUGGAGAAAAGAGAUGAGGGGCACGAGCAAGUUGGCGAUGGGAGCAGCGUUGACCGUGGCUGUGAGUCUUGCUCUGGUCUUCACUCUUCUACUAGUCCUUCUUGUCGACCUCUUCUGCUCCCUGCUCUGUUGCCGAAGCCGCCGGUGCGAGACGACAACCACGACGAGCUCCGGUUUAAGCAGCGCAGCGGCGUCAGCAGCGGAAAAGAUGGAGCCUCCGCCUCUCUUCUCGACGGCCCUCGGCUUCCCUGGCGUACUCCAAGCCCCAACGAGCUUCCUCCUCAGCAUCCCCAAACUGGAAGCAGCUGCGGCGAUGCCGCCAACAUCUGAGCGGGUGGACUGCCAUUUCUCGAUGGCGACGUCUUCGCCCGGCAUACGUCGCAUUUCCUCGGCUUCAAGUGACUCGAUCUCUGCCGAUCAUUUUGUUCGCAUCUCGAAUCCCAUCUACGAUGGCGUCGGCGGUAGUCUUACCACCCCGUUCGAGACGCCUGGCACUUCACCUUCGCAUUUCAGGUUCGAAGAAGACGAAGCAGAGUGUUCCCCGGCACUGACCGCGAUGAGAAAGCUCCCGCCGAUGCGCCGCACGGCUUCUUUUGUCGGAUUACGGUCGGCAGCAACUUCAGUGAGUGCUGCAGAGACUUAUAGGGUUUCCGUUUCUUCGUCAUCCGAUUCUUCUCCUUCUUGGUGACUUCCUCAUAUGUAGUUGCAGUGGUUACUGCUUAUGGUCCUUUAUUUGCACCUAGUUAGUUUUGAUGGAAAGUAGCUUGCUUGGGGUGCUUGGUGCUUGAUCUCUAAUGCAGACCCUGUGAGGAGUGAU
Molecule: messenger RNA, 822 nt
Organism: Musa acuminata AAA Group (dessert banana)
Lineage: Eukaryota; Viridiplantae; Streptophyta; Magnoliopsida; Zingiberales; Musaceae
Exons: 1
Coding region: 19-693 (224 amino acids)
Source: RefSeq, a predicted model, not a curated record